AUGGCUGACCAUGAAGUUAUACUCGGACAGAAUCAGAAUGAAGGGCUUAGGGAGAAUCAACAACUGGUUUUAGGUCAAGGAGAUGAACAUCAUCACCUGGAUCUGGGACAGUCUCAAGAUCAUGAUGAACUGGGUUUAAGUCAUCACCGUGAUCAUGAAUUGGGAUUGGAACAGACCAAUGACCAUGAUGAAGCAGAUUCUGUUCACAGGUAUGGGCUUGAAAAUGAGUUAGGAGGCAUUGACCGGAAGCCCGAGCCAGUUGGGCAUGAGCUAGCACUUCCUGUUCAAGGUCAUGAACUGGUUGUGUCAGAAAACAACAACGAAUCCCCUGUUUCUGAUGAUGACCAAGAACUUGUUGCCCACUUGGAACUUGCUGUGCAAGAAGGCGACGAGGAAAUAGGGAUGGAAGAACAUAGUGAUGAUUUGUCAAUGGACCAGUCCCUUGUUCUCCAUACACCUGUUAUUCAAGCCCGCACAGUUCUUGCAGGCCCUGGUUACGAGUUAAAAGUGGGGCAAGAGUUCCUAGAUGUGAUCAGCUGCCGCAGGGCACUGAGGGACACAGCAAUUGCCCUUCAUUUCGAAAUCCAAACCAUCAAAUCAGAUAAAAGCCGAUUCACAGCUAAGUGUGCAACUGACGGAUGCCCCUGGCGGAUACACGCUGCAAAACUCCCUGGUGUCCCUACUUCACCAUCAUAA
This is a messenger RNA of Linum tenue, 696 nucleotides long. NCBI's taxonomy places the organism in Eukaryota, Viridiplantae, Streptophyta, Magnoliopsida, Malpighiales, Linaceae. The record is from the annotation of a GenBank genome assembly.